Messenger RNA from Protopolystoma xenopodis, 765 nucleotides. Lineage: Eukaryota; Metazoa; Platyhelminthes; Monogenea; Polystomatidea; Polystomatidae. The record is from the annotation of a GenBank genome assembly.
AUGCUCUUUCUAACCUCUCCCUUCAUUAGCCGACGAAGUUCUGGUGCCAACCAGGUGCUCUCGAGUCUGAGGAAGACGUUUGGACAGAUCCGACGCGCCAUAAGCGCCGAUCGCCUCAAUCGCAUCAGCGACUCUGAGGCGCCUGCAACCCCACACGUCAACCAUCUCCAAAGAGCCGGCCACCUGCUGCGUCGCGAACACGCAUCCCCGCCCGGCACGAACACUCCUAGCUUGGCCAAUCCAGUUGCCUCGAGUGCAGUCAAGCCUCGUCUUGUGCGAAGAAGAUCGGUCAGCCCGUGCUCAUUAACCGCUGGUCGCCUGGCCGCCCACAGACACUUGGACACGAGAAACCAAUUACCUUUGGCCAGAUUGCAACCAUCCGAAGCAGUCAAGUGUUCCAUCAUUGAACGCCACCCAGACGGGUCCCUUUUGGUCCAGCUAAAACGGUCGAGCAUUGAUGGACAGUUCGGUUUCUUCAUUGCCAAAGACAUAAACGGUAUCUACGUUAGUCGGUUGGCAGAUGUCAAGUCUGCUGCUGCACUCUGGGACGUCUUCCAUGUAGGCGAUCGUCUGGUUUCGGUGCAGGGCAUCCCUUGCACUGGCAACUCAGAGGUAGCCGAUGUGCGCAACCUAGUUGCCAACCGUCGUUACGUGCAGAUUCUAAUACGGCCAGCAACUACCUGUGGCGUUGUAACAAGGAACAGAUCACAUGGUAUAAAAAUCCUCAAGAGUCCAAGAUGCCCCCAAGAUGCAUUAAUGCGAUAG